Molecule: messenger RNA, 2844 nt
Organism: Acipenser ruthenus (sterlet)
Lineage: Eukaryota; Metazoa; Chordata; Actinopteri; Acipenseriformes; Acipenseridae
Product: inositol 1,4,5-triphosphate receptor associated 2-like
Exons: 18
Coding region: 783-2339 (518 amino acids)
Cellular component (GO): endoplasmic reticulum membrane
Source: RefSeq, a predicted model, not a curated record
UGGUUUCUACCUCUGUCAGUCGUUGCCUUUGAACAGAACGAUAUAAUAGAUGAGAAGUAUGGAAACAUUCUGCAGCUCUGAAAUAAGAAUGCAGUGCUGGGGUACUACAAGUGGGUUACCCUUCAUGAAGUUGUAGAGCUAAUAGAAUUGUGUGUUUCAGCCAUAUUAAUGUAUACAUUCAUCAGCUCCAUUACUGAUCUUGUUUUUCCAAACCAAACUUCAUGCAGUAGCUGUUACUGAAUUUUGUAGCAUGUGAUAUUGCCUCUUCCAGACCUAAACACAACUUGUUUUAUACUUUGUUAUAGUUUCUUGUAAAUACUGUCAGCUUUACACGCAUGGUCCAUUAGGCAGCAGCAUUUGAAUUGAAAGGCGCUUGACCUUUGCCUCAUAAUGAUAACAGGCUUCCAGGGUGGUCAUGUAAACACUACCAAGACAAACUGUACAGACUAAAAAUACAACACGUGGCUGCUUCAAAUGAGCUUGAUCUGUACAGCGCUCCGGGAUUAAGAGGUUCACAACCAAGCAGGUUUAUCAGAGGUCAAGAUCUGUGUUCUUCAGAGAGGACGCUUUAAUCCCUGAACUGGGAACCAGGAGGGUAAAGUUACGAAUUGAGGGCACCUGUUGGGAACAAUUUUCUAUGAAAAAUACCCCAAAACACGGGGCUUGUCUUUGAGAAUCUCUGUGAACAGGAUUACCCUGCUUCUAAUUCCUCGAUCAGUGUCCUGGAGAUGUGAGCGCUUUGAGCUGCGCACAGUGCAUCAGAAGAUGCCAUUGUGUGCACUAUGAGUCAUCCCUGGUCCCGCUUGGUUCACCAGCGCUCCCUCUCUCUCUCUUCCCUCUUCACGGCCAGCCCUCCCCAGGGAGACAGCCUCCAGACCCCCACACAGAGCUGCGCUAACGAGACGAAGCAGAAGGUGAGCCGGGAGUCCCAUUUGCCCAGUAAGGAGAAGCUGAAACAGCAGCACAGGGACUUGGACGCUCUCCUCGCCAAAGUGACAGCAGCAGGUUACAAAAAGAAUCCCUCAAAAAUGUUCAACGUCACAAGUGAGCAGGCUCCUGAGCUGGAGGCAGCGCUGGGACCCUGUGACAAUGCGGAGAGGCCAGGGGGCAGCGACGACAGCGAUGAGGAUAACUGCACCGAGGACCUCUUGGCUUCUUCCUGGGACAACCUCUCCAUCUUAGAACGCCUGGGUCUCAACAGUGUCCAGAUGACAGAAGAAGAGAUAGAGUCUGCCUUCACUCACCUGUCCCUGGCAUUCAAGUGUGACCAGUACACUCUGAGGAAGAGGCUGCAGGCGGAGGAGCGGGCGAGAGACGUCACUGAGGAGAACGUUCACCGCGAGCUGGAGGAAGGGAGAGCCACACUGCAGACUCUGAAGGCUCUGUGUCUGGACAGUAAGAGGAACGAGAUCGUACAGCAGCUGGAGCAGAGCCUGGAGAUCCUGUCCAACACCAUCAAGCGCAUCGCCAGCACAGCCGAGCUGCUAGGGGCUGUGCAUCAGGAGGCGAGGGUGAGCCGCGCGGUGGAGUUGAUGAUCCUUCACGUGGAGAAUCUAAAACAGCAUCACGUGCAAGAACUCUCCGAGCUAGAGGAGGCGAAGAGGCUGGUCCAGAGGAACUCCCGCACCCUGAAGUUCAGCGAACCUCACGAUGAAAGCGACAUCCGUCAAAAACUGCAGCACCUGAGAUUAUCCCAGCAGCACAUCUCCCGCAGGAGAGUGAGUAUCGCUGUCAUCCCCAAACAGCUGCAGAACGUCCCUUCAUUCCAGCACUUCCACAGCUCAGAAUCGAGAGGCUCCGACAAUGGGAGAGCCAGCAUGGAUUCAGAUUCAAUGCGAGCGAUGGUGGAUAACGGGCGUGUCAGUAACAGAAGGAUGAGCGGACACCUCUGUAAAGCUAACAAGAAAUUUGGGUGUACUCAGUCCCCAAUGGAAGGAUCCCAGGAUAGCUGCCCCCCCCAGCCACCCCUCGAGCCCCUACCAGCCACGGGACGUCCCGCCGACAGCAGGGAAUGGGAGGGGGGCGGGAUGUGUUUUAACAGCAGCGGCCAGGAGACUUUACGAAAGAGAAAGAAGAGCCGUGAGAUUGUGGAGACGCUGCGAGCAGAGCAGGAGAGAGAGGACACGGAGGACGAUUUCAGCGACUGUGUCAUCAUGGAAACGUACGGACCUCGCGGGGAGGGGAGGUGUGCACGCUCCCGGAUCCUGCGCCCCGCUCUCCUCUCCAGGCUCCUGCCCUCCCGCUGGCUCCUCCUCUGGCUGCUUCUCAUGAUGCUCUCCUGCGUGCUGCUCUGGGGCGCCCUCUCCUGCCGGCUGUGGGCACCCAUCUUCGGGCCCUGAGUACAUGGGCACAGCCCCUCCCACUCCUCACAGCUCCCACUGUGUGUCGCUUGAAACGGAAAAACACCGUUUCGAGUGUGAGAAAGCAGUCUGGCAGCUGCAUCCUGGACAUGCUGAGCCUUCCAAGUUUAGUGACGGGUAUACCAAUAAACAAGGACUAUACACUGAGAUGUCAUUUUACAAGGACUCCCUAGGAGACAGCAGAGCCGAGCCAGCUAACUUUACAGUACGUUUCGAUUGUUAAUCGUGAUUUUUCUUGAUUUUUGUUUUUCUCCAAAUUAGAUCUUCAAUAGAGAAAUGCAUUGAAAAGAAUGGUAUCUGAACGCCAGUAUUUGUUCAAUGCAUCUUAAAAAAUAUAUUAAAAAAAAUUGUAAUAAGUUGUGUUAAGAUGAAAAAUGAUGUAAUAUCCUUUGCCACGGCUGUAAAUAUGAAUGGAUGAUUAUUGUGAAUUGCUAUAUCUCCACAUUACAAUAUCAACUCAUAAUGCAUCCUUUUUAAAUACAGU